Molecule: messenger RNA, 4666 nt
Organism: Papilio polytes (common Mormon)
Lineage: Eukaryota; Metazoa; Arthropoda; Insecta; Lepidoptera; Papilionidae
Product: probable multidrug resistance-associated protein lethal(2)03659
Exons: 30
Coding region: 293-4483 (1396 amino acids)
Biological process (GO): transmembrane transport
Cellular component (GO): membrane
Molecular function (GO): ATP binding; ABC-type transporter activity; ATP hydrolysis activity
Source: RefSeq, a predicted model, not a curated record
UAAUGUUCGCCAUUCAGUCUGUGGUAGUUUUUUGCUGCGUUCAGUCGUGAACGCCAUUUUUAGACAAGAAAUUAACAUUGUGAAUCUUCAUCACUCCUAGAGAUAUUAAAGUUAUAAAAAUAUUUCAGAUAUCUCGUUGUAUUGUGAUAAAUUAAAGUAGCGGAAUUAGGUUAUUCAAGAAUUUCCCACGCAUGCCACGCUCUCUCUCACAAUGUGUAACAUAAAAAAGAAUGCCGUUUAGUGCAAGGUGAUCAUAUACAGAUUGGCAUUAAUACCACCCAGUGACGCCACCAUGGACCCCGGCCACUACGACACUCCUCGACAACAGAAUCCUAGAGAAAGGGCCAAUGUGUUAUCGAAGUUAUGUUUUUGGUACACGCGUGGCAUAUUCGUAAAAGGACAUAAAGGAGAACUAACUAUUUCUGAUCUGUACAGAUGCACGCCGGGGCACAGGGCGUCGCUGCGGGGCGACACGCUCGGUGCUAGUUGGAACUACGAGUUGACAAAACGAGAUAAUGGCGGCAAGGCGUCCUUGUUGAAAGCUAUAAUAUCAGUCUACGGCCUCAAGUUUAUUGUCGGAAAUUUAAUAUUUUCUUUAGUUGAAAGUACCAUAAGAUUGUCUAUACCGAUGUGUUUGGAGGGCAUGAUCAAAUACUUCUCCUCCCCGGACUCCGGCAUAUCGGAAUCCCAGGCCUAUCUCUACGCAUUUGGAGUAGUGGGGUUGCAGCUAGUGAACGCAAUUAUAAUGCAUCCAGUAUUCGUAUGGAUGUUAGCGAUGAGUAUGAAGUUGAGAGUGGCAUGUUCAUCGCUAAUUUAUAGAAAGCUGCUUAGACUAGACUUAUCAGUGGGUGGGCAGGCGUCGGAAGGUCUGGCGGGCCACGUCAUCAACUUGCUGACGACGGACGCACAGCGCUUCGACAUGGCCAUCCUCUUCCUCGUCGACUUGUUCCGCACGCCCAUAGAGAGCGCUUUCAUUGUCUAUCUCAUGUACCGGCAGAUUGGAGUCUCUACGCUAUUCGGUGUUGCCUUUCUGCUUCUCUUCAUACCACUACAAGGCUACCUCGGAACAAUCUCAAGCAAUCUGCGGCUCAAGACGACUGUGCUCACAGACCACCGCAUCCGGCUGAUGAACGAAGUGAUACAGAGCAUCGAGUCCAUCAAGAUGUACGCCUGGGAAAACGCCUUCGCCAAAAUCGUCGGUGAAGCCAGAAAACAAGAAAUGAAGAUAUUGAAGAAGAUGUGCUGGUUGCACGCAGUGAUGACGUCUUGUGUUAAAUUGAAUACAAAAGUUGCCAUAUUUAUUAGCAUUCUUACCUUCAUUUACUUUGAUAACGAUCUAACGGCGGCGAAGGUUUUCGUCAUAUUCUAUUAUUAUGAGAACCUCAAGUAUACUCUAGUGGAUUUCCUGCCGAUGGCGAUUGCUUUCGUGCUGGAAGCGUACGUGAGUGUGAAGAGGAUGCAGAAGUUCCUGCUGCUGCCAGAGGUCAGCAACAACGACGGCGUCAACUUGCUACGUAUUAAUGAGGAGUGCAAACCGGUGCACAAGAAUGGCGUCUAUGAAAAAGUUCACACUGAGUCACCAGAUGAAGACAAAUUCGAAUUGAAGACAAAAAGCGUAAAGUCCGACAUCCUAGUCAGGAUGGAAGACUAUUCUGUUAGCUGGAAGUCUUCUGAUGAUGAAGAGAACUAUAUACCAGCACUCACAGAUAUCAAUUUAAUAAUUAGAGCUGGCACCUUGACGACAGUGGUGGGCGCGGUAGGUGCGGGCAAGUCAACUCUGCUGCAGGCCAUGCUGCGGGAGCUGACGCCGCGCGCCGGCGUGCUGUCCGUCGCCGCGCACCUCUCCUACGCCGCACAGGAACCCUGGCUCUUCGACGCAUCCAUUCGUCAGAACAUACUCUUCGGCGAGGAGAUGGAUAUGCAGCGCUACAAGAUGGUACUGGAAUGCUGCCAACUGCAGAGCGACCUCGAGAUUCUGCCCCAUGGCGACAGAACCGUCGUCGGCGAGAGAGGCUCGUCCCUGUCCGGCGGGCAGCGGGCGCGCGUGUCGCUGGCGCGCUGCGUCUACCAGCAGGCGGACCUCUACCUGCUCGACGACCCGCUGGCGGCCGUCGAUGCCAAGGUGGCGCAGGCGAUCUACGAGGAGUGCGUGCGCGGGUUCCUGCGCGAGCGCGCGGUGGUGCUGGUGACGCACCACGUGCAGUUCGCGCGCCACGCGGACAACGUGUGCGUCAUGCGCGACGGCACGAUUGUUGCACAAGGCACUUACAUGGAACUUCAAGAAACGCUACCAGAAUUUGAAAAGCUAGUCGAAAGUGUUGUAGUUGAUCAGGAAAUGCAGAAGAAAGCAAAGGAAAACGAUGAGAGAUUGAAGGAGGAAAACGCAACGCGUCUCAAACGUGCAUUAUCAGUUACUUCGAAAAUUUCAUACGACGCGAAUCCUAUUGACCCUGAUUAUGAAGGUGAGGUGCAGAACAAGGGUACCAUAGACAGCAGCGUAUACCUGGCGUACGUGAAGAGUGGGGGCAGCGCCUUCUCUAUGGUCUGCCUGUUCUCACUGUUCAUCUUGGCACAGGUCUUCUACUCCAGCACUGACGUCUGGAUGAAGGAGUGGGUGAAUCUCGAAGAAUCUAACAACAUCUACAACCGUAAUAUGACGUUAGAAAAUCUGCCUUCGAAUUUAACUUCUCCCAAUUUUGAUACGACGGAGAAUCCGUCAAAUUACCUACAGCUGAGCCGAGAGCAGUGCAUCUACAUCUACGCGGCCCUCAUCGGCGUCAGCAUCAUCUUUACCUGGAACAAGCUGGUAGUUUUCUACAACACCUGCAUCAAGGCCUCCAUCAACUUACACGACUCCAUGUUCCGUGGAGUCACGAACGCUCCGAUGUGGUUCUUCCACCACAACCCCUCGGGCCGCAUCCUGAACCGCUUCUCCAAGGACAUGGGCCAGGUGGACUCCUCUUUGCCGGUCACUCUGCUAGACUGUAUCGGUUUCUUUCUGGAAAUCGUAUCAGUAUUGGUAGUGGUGUGCCUAGCUAACUGGUGGCUGCUGCUGCCCACUGCGGUGGUGGCCUUCCUGCUCUAUCUCCUGCGGGAACUGUUCCUCGGCACCAGCCGAGAGUUGAAACGGAUAGAAGCCAUCGCUCGCAGCCCGAGCUUGAACCAGGCGGCGGCGACGGUGUCGGGGCUGACGACGAUCAGGUCGUGCGGCGCGCGGCAGAGGACGCUGGCGCGCGAGUUCGACAAGCUGCAGGACCUGCACAGCUGCGCCUGGACCCUCGUGCUCGACACUAACCAGGCAUUUGGCUUCUGGAUGGAUAUGGUCUGCUGCCUCUACCUCGUCUUCGUUACAUUUAGUUUCUUUAUAUUUGCGAGUGAAGAGAACCGCGGCGGCAGCGUGGGGCUGGCCAUCACGCAGGCCAUCGGCCUCGUGGGCAUGUGCCAGUUCGGAAUGAGGCAGACUGCUGAUGUUGAGAAUCAGAUGACAUCAGUAGAGAGAAUAUUAGAAUACAACAAUCUCCCAGCUGAGGAACAUAUUGAGAUCGACGAAAGAGCUUUAAAAGAACAGAAUCCGAAUUUAGACUUUGACAAGUGGCCCGAGAAAGGGGAAAUUGUAUUUGAGAAUGUUUCCGUGGAAUAUGAAAGACCACCAAAAAAGGCGGGCGAGGAAUGUGAUAAAGCGGCAGAGGAGCCGGUGUACGCCAUCCGCGGCGUGAGCCUGAGGGUGCGCGCCGGGGAGAAGGUGGCGGUGGUGGGGCGCACGGGCGCCGGCAAGAGCUCGCUGGUGGCGGCGCUGUUCCGGCUGGCGCGCGUGUCGGGCCGCGUGGCGGUGGACGGCGUGCGCGCCGAGGCGUGCGGGCUGCGCGCGUGGCGGGCGCGGCUGUGCGCGCUGCCGCAGCGGGCCGCGCUGUUCGCCGCCACGCUGCGCGACAACCUCGACCCCGAGCGGCGCUACGGCGACGCGCAGCUGUGGGCGGCGCUGGAGCGCGUGCGGCUGCGCGCGGCGGCCGCCCAGCUGCCGGGCGGGCUGGCGGCGCGCGUGGGCGACGCGGGCGGCACGCUCUCCGCCGGCCAGCGCCAGCUGCUGUGCCUGGCGCGCGCCGCGCUCGCCGGCCGCGCCGUGCUCGUGCUGGACGAGGCCACCGCCAACGUGGACACGGAGACCGACAAGCACAUCCAGGCCACGCUGCGCACCACCUUCGCGCACGCCACGGUGCUCGCCAUCGCGCACCGCCUCAACACCGUCAUGGACUACGAUCGCGUCAUCGUCAUGGACAAGGGUCGUGUGGUGGAAUCGGGGCAUCCCUUCGAACUGCUGUCGUCAGGAGAUUUGGGAUCUCAUGGAGAUGAAGAUAAUGUAAAUAGGCAUAAUGCAGAAAAUGGGGGUAUUUUCAAGUCCUUAGUGGAACAGACUGGCCCGGAGACCGCGGCCAUGCUGCAUAAGAUGGCCGCCGAGAGUUACCAGAAAGUUAAAGCAAAGUAAGGAACGGAUGUAAAGUAUUUGAGGUCGCGUGUUCUGCGUGUUGCGGGCUGCGGGCUGCGGGCUGCGAGGACGCGGAGACGCGGUGGUGACGUCACUCGACGCGUGUUCCGCUUUAUUUAUUUUAAAAAAAUAUUACAGUAAUAAUGUAUGAAUAUGUAUAAUGAAAUAAAAUACUUAACUGCA